CCGGUGUACCGCGACUGCGUGCUCCGGUGCGAAGAGCGGAACUGCUCGGGGGGCGCGCUAAAGCACUUCCGCUCCCGCCAGCCAAUCUACAUGAGCCUAGCUGGUUGGACCUGUCGGGACGACUGCAAGUAUGAGUGCAUGUGGGUCACCGUUGGCCUCUACCUCCAAGAAGGUCACAGAGUGCCUCAGUUCCAUGGAAAGUGGCCCUUCUCCCGGUUCCUGUUCUUCCAAGAGCCGGCUUCUGCCGUGGCCUCUUUCCUCAACGGCCUGGCCAGUCUCAUGAUGCUCUGGCGCUACCGCACCUCCGUGCCGGCCUCCUCCCCCAUGUACCACACCUGCGUGGCCUUCGCCUGGGUGUCGCUCAACGCUUGGUUCUGGUCCACAGUCUUCCACACCAGGGACACUGACCUCACAGAGAGAAUGGACUACUUCUGUGCCUCCACCGUCAUCCUGCACUCAGUCUAUCUGUGCUGUGUCAGGACCGUGGGGCUGCAGCGCCCAGCCAGGGCCAGUGCCUUCCGGGCCCUCCUGCUGCUCCUGCUGACCGCACACAUCUCCUACCUGAGCCUCGUCCGCUUCGACUAUGGCUACAACCUGGCGGCCAACGUGGCUAUCGGCCUGGUGAACGUGCUGUGGUGGUUGGCCUGGUGCCUGCGGAACCGGCGACAGCUGCCUCACGUGCGCAAGUGCAUGGCGGUGGUCUUGCUGCUGCAGGGGCUGUCCCUGCUCGAGCUGCUCGACUUCCCACCCCUCUUCUGGGUCCUGGAUGCCCAUGCCAUCUGGCACAUCAGCACCAUCCCUGUCCACGUCCUCUUUUUCAGCUUUCUGGAAGAUGACAGCCUGUACCUGCUGCAGGAAUCAGAGGCCAAGUUCAAGCUGGACUGAAGACCCUGGGAAGGGUCUGCCCUGUUGGCCAUCCUGCCCAGCGCCCCCUGCUGGUCCCUCUCCCCUCAAUCCUUGAGACGUUCUGUUUUCUUCCUUCAGCUUCUCGAAUUUGGACAUGAGGGGUGCGGGCUUAGAAUAUGUAAGGAGCCCACCCGUCUGACCCUUACUGGUCUUGGAGCCUGGUCUGGGGUGGACUCCCAGCAUGGGGAGCUAGAGGACCGGGAGCCCCUCUAGCCCCUGGAACAGAACUGAGGUAGAACCAGGUGUGCUCUGGGCUCUGCCUCUUUCCUCCCCAUCGGCCUCCACCCCACAUCCUCCAUGCCUGGCUGGGUCCCAGAGAGUCAGGUACCACCGGCCUUGAAUCUGGCGGGUCCCCUCCAUUACCCUCUGCCUUCCUUCAGGGCACCACUAGGUGGCGCUGGAUGCUUGCUCUUUGGCUUCCCAAGGCCAGUCUCAUCCUCCCCAAGGGGGAUCUUAUGGGACCAAACUGUUGGGCUAGGGACUGGUGAGGGGGUUCACCCCUACGGCUGCCUCACACUCCGCCACCACACUCCCCCUUAGGGCCUGGACUCCAGAGAGCCCAGAACAAGAACCCUGUGCUGCUGUGUUUGUUGGGAUUAAUGUGCAGAGGAAUGUGGGCCAGAAGGAGCCAGGCAGGGAGUCCUGGGCAGCAUUUAGGGGUGGGUGCGUGUGGCUUUUGUUGUCGUUAAGUGUAUUUCUCCAAGGAGAGAGGGAGGAAGACAGCCCGGUCAGCGUCCUUACACUGCAAUGCAUGAGCCUUCAGCCAGCCCCGAAUCCCGGACAUGCACCUGCCUGGUGUAUCCCGGGAAGUCUUGGGAUUUGAACUGGGAACCUUCACAUGUGGGGUCGCUUCACAGAGUACCACAUCACAUUUGACCAAUGUGCCACUCUCUGGCCCUGCAUGUGGUUAAAGUGUGUGUUCGGGGGCAGGUGGGGUAGCGUGAGCUGGGGGACUACAGAGGCUAAGUGUGUGUGCUUGUGGGGUUGUGACAGAUGCGUGUGAAUGCAGGCGAACAUGCCGCAUGGCGGGCGGGGGAGGUUGGAGCAGGAAGAUGGGAAUCGAGUAGCCCCUCUAUUGAGCGCCGGUUCUGCCCACGGCCCCAGGCAGGCGGCCAGCCAGGUUACCCCCGCUCUGAUCUGGCAGAGGGGUCUGGAGAGUGGGCCACGUGUGUACAUAUAUGUUCCUGGUCACCCUCCCCUUCCAAACUGCACAGGGCCCCCACACAACUUAAAAGCACCCUCUGGCACCAGUCUCCGGGUCUCCUUGCCUAGGCAUGGUUGCCUCCCCUCCCCCAGUGCCCUUUGCCAGCCUGGACUUCACGGAGCGCUUGAGACCAUCCGAGGAAGGCAGAGCGCUUGUGUUUGGUCUGAUUUCUGCCCCACCCACCAGCGGCUUACUUCCAAGGUGGCCUCAGCAGGCAGGGGCCACAUCAUGCCUGCUCCUGAUAAAGGUGACCCCUGCCAGUUGUCGCCGGGCCCAGCACAUUCGUGCCCCGCAGUACAGAAUGUGGAGCUCCAGAAACUUUCCAUCCUAAGGCAGGCUCCGUGAUCAGAGCUGAGAGCCGAGUCCUGCCCUGUCCCUGCCCCCAUGUCCCUCCUGAGGAGCAGAGCCAGGUCAGGGCUUCACACUCAGGGACUGGGGUGGCCUGUUGGUUCCUUCUGAACUGAGAACUAUUUCAAGGGACGAAUUUAAUAAACCAGUUCUCGACCCA
This is a messenger RNA of Tupaia belangeri chinensis (Chinese tree shrew), 2618 nucleotides long. It is a transcript of the gene PGAP3, whose product is annotated as post-GPI attachment to proteins phospholipase 3. NCBI's taxonomy places the organism in Eukaryota, Metazoa, Chordata, Mammalia, Scandentia, Tupaiidae. Gene Ontology annotation, cellular component: endoplasmic reticulum membrane. Gene Ontology annotation, molecular function: hydrolase activity, acting on ester bonds. The record is from RefSeq and is a predicted model, not a curated record. Gene Ontology annotation, biological process: GPI anchor biosynthetic process.